Molecule: messenger RNA, 1443 nt
Organism: Ramularia collo-cygni
Lineage: Eukaryota; Fungi; Ascomycota; Dothideomycetes; Mycosphaerellales; Mycosphaerellaceae
Exons: 2
Coding region: 1-1443 (480 amino acids)
Source: RefSeq, a predicted model, not a curated record
AUGGUAUCCCAAUGGCGUGGCGGCCUUGCGCUGAACGAACAGCAAGUCUUGCAUGAUAUCACACUCACCGCUGAAGCGGCAGCACCAUGUAUUCCGUUCACAGCAUCAUUAAGAUUUCUAUCUAUAGUUGAAGUCGAUCGCAUACCUCUAUACCUCAGCGUCGGCAAGCCAUAUGAUGUCGUAACCUCCCAAGAGGAGACGGCGCGCUGGUUCUCGACCAUUUUGCUUGGGAAUGAUGAGCCGCGCAAUACGCCAUGGUGGCAGAAUGCAAGAACAGAGUCGCCACUCGGAGUCCUGGCUGCUGUUGAUCAGCCAGAGGUUAUGGCAAAGCCCGGGUCAGCUAAAGCUUCGACACCGCGAGUAACAGAAGUGCUCUUCUUCGCAGCCGCUCAACCAUUGUCAGGCACCGGACGCCCUCUCACCCCUCCACACUCUUCCCCAGCAGAUGCCGAAGACUCACAGGAGAUUCAACCCCAGCUCCGAGUUCAUGCUCUACCUAUAUGCUCGGAUUUUUACCUCCAUGAGCCAACGCCACCCCCUUCGCCUGGACUUGAAGGGAAAUGCUUUGAAGCAACAUUUCUACCCUUGAAAAUACCACAUCCCAUUGAAGCAACCGAAGUCAUCAAUCGACCGCCGGUGAGAAAGCGCAAAAGCGCGAACGAGGUGUUCGAAGAAGCUACAGAGCGGCAAAAGAAGGCGAGAAGGCAAGGUGGCGGGGGAGUCUCUGCUGCCGCUGCAUCCCUUUCCAGGAUAGAAGAGCCACCCCCAAACCUCAACCAUCGCAGAUCUAUCAGCAACACUCAGUCAGCGGUGCCUCUACAAAACCGACCCCUUUCUCGAUCAUCGAGUGUCGCCUCUGUCAGGCCCGGCAGCGUACGUGAACCAUCAGUCUCGGCAAAUACCAAACGAUCUGGACUUUCACGGUUGCAGAGUGUGUCGGACGCUCCUAUGAAAUUCGAAGAGUCGCCCGUCGAGAAAAACAACAAAGAGUUCAUUUGCAAGGUUGUGAGCGCAGGCAUGCGGCUCUAUGGGAUUGUCCAGCCCAAAACGCGGAAAUCCAGAGCCAACUCAAUGGUUCCAUCUGCGGCUGAGGAACUCCCUUCCGAUGAGCUAGAGUUGGAGAAGAAGAGUGCCGAGGAGUUCAAACUGGUCUAUUCACAUGCGUAUAAAGGGACGUGCUUUGCAUUUCGAAAGUACAUCACAGAUACGCCAUUACAGGCACACACUGAAGCUCUACGUGCGACUGUGGACCGACUACUCGCUGUUUACUGCAAUGAUCCCCUCACGCUGGACAUUGAGGGUGGCGAUGAUGGCUUUACACCUGGAGGGAGGAAAGCAUUCGGGUCGUCGGCUUUGCCUGGCUCGGAGAAGAAUCCGUUCUUGCACACUGCUGUCGGUAAUGCCAGCAAAACAAACACGCCGUGCAUAAGGAAAGUCUCAUGA